AUGCCCCUCGUGCAUUCCGCUUAUCCAGUGACACAGACGCUCAUCUUACACCUCCCGUUUCGACCCGCAAUCCUUUCGCAUGAGGCGGCGGAAUCCAUCCUAAGUGGUCGAUGGUCCGAUCUGCACUCCCUCAGUCUGAACGGCGCUGUUUGCCCUGCAGCAACGGCGAUCUCAUUCUUUAUUUCCCAUCCUCAAAUGUCUGAACUUUCCAUCGACGAGCUCGUCGGGUAUGACAUACAUAGUGAUGGUCACUUGGAGGCCUUCGACUGCCCGCCCGGACUGCUGCCCAAUUUGAAGAAGCUCGAGUCUGUGGUUCAACAUGUGGUCGAGCUUCUCUCCGCUCCGUGUGCCCAGCCACGCCCAAUUGAACACAUCUCCAUCAACCACUGGCGUAGGGCCUGGUGUAACUCACAGGAAGAGGAUUUUGCAGCGCUCCUGGCGACGCUUCAUUCCAUCACGACCGUGACAUUGCCGGUGACUAACAUCGAUCUUGUCGCACGUAUAGCACAGGCGGCGCCCUGGCUCACGCGCCUGCGUGUACCCUUGGGCGCCUUUGAGAUUCUGAGUGAUUUGUAUUCCGACAAAGAGAAAGUGCGUGUUCCAUCUGUGCAAUGA
This is a messenger RNA of Sparassis crispa, 615 nucleotides long. RefSeq lists its product as hypothetical. The record is from RefSeq and is a predicted model, not a curated record. Lineage: Eukaryota; Fungi; Basidiomycota; Agaricomycetes; Polyporales; Sparassidaceae. The transcript has a single exon. Bases 1 to 615 code for a protein of 204 amino acids.